Pseudopipra pipra is the source of this 634-nucleotide messenger RNA. RefSeq names its product interleukin-8-like. NCBI's taxonomy places the organism in Eukaryota, Metazoa, Chordata, Aves, Passeriformes, Pipridae. The transcript is spliced from 4 exons. The record is from RefSeq and is a predicted model, not a curated record. The coding region runs from base 51 to 413 and encodes 120 amino acids. Gene Ontology annotation, biological process: defense response; immune response; chemotaxis. Gene Ontology annotation, molecular function: chemokine activity. Gene Ontology annotation, cellular component: extracellular region.
UGGGAAAUAGCACCAGAGUGGGACAUCUGUCAAGAAAACUUUGCACAGCAAUGGAUGGCAAAGCUGUUGCUGUCGCUUUGGUUCUCUAUCUGGUCUCAAUGGCAGGGUCAGAAGGUAAGGCCCCGGAGAAGACCAACGAAAAAGGCUCCCAGUGCCAGUGCAUAAGCACCCAUUCCACGUUCAUCCCCCCUAAGACAGUUCAGGAUGUGAGACUGAGCCAAAGAAGACCUCACUGCAAAAAUGUGGAAAUCAUAGCUACUCUGAAGGAUGGCAGGGAAGUGUGUUUGGAACCCACCGCGCCCUGGGUCCGGCUCACUGUAAAGGCUCUGCUGGCCAGGGCCAGGGACAAUACUGAGCCACCGGUGCGAGAGAAGUCAAGGAAAAAUACACCUUGGAGUUCUUCAAGGAUAUGAAAUGAGAGGAAACACUUGCUGAUGAGAAUGCCAAGGAACAGAUCCCCCACCUCUGCUACAUUACUAGAGUUGAUUAUUUUUCUUUUCCUGAGAUAGCUGCUAAAUCUCCAUAUUUCCUUUGCUGUGUCUAUCUCUAAACUUCUGUCUGUGAUGGAUCAAGGAUUCAAGCUUAAUUAAUGUGUUUUAGUGCUGUAAGGAUGAGAAUAAACAAGAUUAAAUUA